AUGAAGUUCUUUAUCUACACCUUGGCAUUGCUGGGCGUGGCACAGGCUGGUCUGCUGCCGCAUCUGGAGCACGAUCAUCAUCACGAGGAUCUGGCACAUUUUGUGGACGCCGAUGUGCAUCAUUCGGAUGGUGUUCAUUUGGGCCAUAGUUCGGCUAUUGUGAUCGAUGGUGCUGACCACCAUUUGGACCAUCAUCAUGCCCAUCACGCCGAUCUGCAUCAUCAUGCCCACCACGCUGACCUGCACCACUAUGCCCACCACUCGGCCCCGCUGGUGCAUCAUCAUCAUGCCGCUCCUCUGGUGCACCACCAUCACUCCCAUGCCGCCAUCGUGCACAAGACCUCCUUCCCCGCCCACCUGGAUGUGCACAGCCAUGCCAAUCUGUUGUCCUUUGCCAAACAUCAUUUGCAUGGCAAAUACGGCAAAGUGAGGAUCACCGAGACACAUUACUGA
Molecule: messenger RNA, 453 nt
Organism: Drosophila innubila
Lineage: Eukaryota; Metazoa; Arthropoda; Insecta; Diptera; Drosophilidae
Product: histidine-rich glycoprotein
Exons: 3
Coding region: 1-453 (150 amino acids)
Source: RefSeq, a predicted model, not a curated record